Molecule: messenger RNA, 354 nt
Organism: Lobosporangium transversale
Lineage: Eukaryota; Fungi; Mortierellomycota; Mortierellomycetes; Mortierellales; Mortierellaceae
Product: cyclin-domain-containing protein
Exons: 1
Biological process (GO): regulation of cyclin-dependent protein serine/threonine kinase activity
Cellular component (GO): nucleus; cyclin-dependent protein kinase holoenzyme complex
Molecular function (GO): protein kinase binding; cyclin-dependent protein serine/threonine kinase regulator activity
Source: RefSeq, a predicted model, not a curated record
GUGCUAACUGCAACUCAGCUCUCGUCUUCAGUGAUUUUGCUAUCGCUCAAGUACAUUCAAAAACUGCUCAAGAACAACCCCUCAAUUCAUGGACAGCAGGGCUCUGAGUUUCGAUUGUUUACGGUAUCACUCAUGCUCGCCAACAAGUUCCUUGAUGAUAACACAUUCACCAAUAAGACGUGGUCAGACGUUACUGGAAUUAAUGUCAAGGAAAUCAAUGUUAUGGAGAUGGAGUUUUUAAAUCAAGUCCAGUUCAGCUUAUUUGUUAGCGAAGCUGAAUAUCUAGAUUGGCUCCACAGCCUUGAAACUUGGCUUAAACAGCAGGGACAAGCUCAAGGGCCAGGUCAAGGAUAG